GUGGGGGCGGGGUAUGGCGCGCUAUGCGGCGCAGGGCGGCUGGCACAAACGGCGGCGCCGGGGUCGGAGGAAAAAGCUCGGCACCCUGACAGGUCCUUUCCCAAGCCCCUAGGGACAGCAGAGGACUUGGGGACCAGCGGCACCCCCCAGGGCACAAGAAGAGCCUCUGCCACCUGCCCUGCCUCACCCUGCCCCACACCCGGCCCGGCCGCCCUGGCCUCCGGCUGCAUCAAGUGGAGGAGGAGGAGGCAGUGCAGGAGGGUGGCACCAUGGGCCUGGGCCGUGCCCUCCAUGCCCGGGGGAUGAAGACGCUGCUGCCAUGGACAGCCCUUGCCAGCCACAGCCCCUGAGUCAGGCUCUCCCUCAGUUGCCGAGUUCUGUGUCAGAGCCAUUGGAGCUUGGCCGGUCCAGGAUGGGGGUAGAGAGGUACCUGCCGUGUCCCCUGCUACCCUCCUACCACCGUCCAGGAGCACCUGCUGAGGCCUCGGCUGGGAGUGGGAUCCCCAGAGCCACAGCCACUUCCACCACAACCAGCCCCUUGCCAGAAGGCUUCGGUGGGCAGGAUGGUGGCGAGCUGCUGCCACUGCAGAGCGAGGGUGCUGCAGCACUGGUCACCAAGGGGUGCCAGCGACUGGCAGCUCAGGGCGCCCGGCCUGAGGCCCCCAAGCGGAAAUGGGCAGAGGAUGGUGGGGAUGCGCCUGCACCCAGCAAGCGUCCCUGGGCCAGGCAAGAGAACCAGGAAGCGGAGGAAGAGGGGGAGGGCAGCAUAGGCUGCAGCAAUGGCCGUGGUGAGGCCAGUGUUGGCCUGAGGGAGGAGGAGCUGCCUGCUGCACCUGAGCGCCUGGCCCUGGACUAUAUUGUGCCCUGCAUGCGGUACUAUGGCAUCUGUGUCAAGGACAGCUUCCUGGGGGCGGCACUGGGUGGCCGUGUGUUGGCUGAGGUAGAGGCCCUGAAGCGGGGCGGGCGCCUGCGUGAUGGGCAGCUAGUGAGCCAGCGGGCUAUCCCGCCACGCAGCAUCCGUGGGGACCAGAUUGCCUGGGUGGAAGGCCAUGAGCCAGGCUGCCGAAGCAUCGGGGCCCUCAUGGCCCACGUGGACACUGUGAUCCGGCACUGCGCUGGGCGGCUGGGCGGCUACGUCAUCAACGGGCGCACCAAGGCCAUGGUGGCGUGUUACCCAGGCAACGGGCUGGGGUACGUGAGGCACGUCGACAAUCCCCACGGUGAUGGGCGCUGCAUCACAUGUAUCUAUUACCUGAAUCAGAACUGGGACAUCAAGGUGCACGGUGGCCUGCUGCAGAUCUUCCCUGAGGGCCGGCCUGUGGUAGCCAACAUUGAGCCACUCUUUGACCGGCUGCUCAUUUUCUGGUCUGACCGGCGGAACCCUCAUGAGGUGAAACCAGCCUAUGCUACCAGGUACGCCAUCACGGUCUGGUAUUUUGAUGCCAAGGAGCGAGCAGCAGCCAAAGACAAGUAUCAGCUAGCAUCAGGACAGAAAGGUGUUCAAGUACCUGUAUCUCAGCCAGCUACACCCACCUAGUGGCCAUCGCAGAGCUGCAUGGACAGAAAGCUUGCCCUGACUUCGGGAGAGCCCUGGGCCGGUGCCGCCCAGCCAGUAGCCCGCCAGUCUCGGUGUCUGCUCCUUCCCUGCCACCGCUGCUGCUUCCGACUUUGCCUCUGUCCUGCCUGGUGUGGAGGGUUUCCUCGGUUGCUGAGGGCUGAGGAGGAGAGACCUGUGCUGCCCUGUUCUGGGGGCAGGGGCUACUGUUACUGGAGCCGGGGGUCUGUGUCCUGCCCUGUCUGGCCAUGCUCCUCUCGGGUGUGGAGAGCUGGAAGGGGGCGUUGCCACCUCCCACCAGCAUGCAGGAUUUGGGGUUGAGGUGAGUCAUGGCCUCUUGCUGGCAAAGGUUUGGGGGGGUUCGUAUCCCCACGCCCCCUACUCCUCCAGCCUGGAAUGUGAAGUGACUCCCAACCCCUUUGGCCAUGGCACCCUUAUGACUAGGCUGCCCCUGCUUGGGCAGGAUAAUAGGUGCUGGGAGGAGCAUGGCUGUGACAGUCCUGUCAGCCAAGAAAUAAAUAAGUUUACCUCAGAGCUGCA
Molecule: messenger RNA, 2095 nt
Organism: Artibeus jamaicensis (Jamaican fruit-eating bat)
Lineage: Eukaryota; Metazoa; Chordata; Mammalia; Chiroptera; Phyllostomidae
Gene: EGLN2
Product: egl-9 family hypoxia inducible factor 2
Exons: 6
Coding region: 320-1537 (405 amino acids)
Biological process (GO): peptidyl-proline hydroxylation to 4-hydroxy-L-proline; cellular response to hypoxia
Cellular component (GO): cytoplasm; nucleus
Molecular function (GO): ferrous iron binding; L-ascorbic acid binding; peptidyl-proline 4-dioxygenase activity
Source: RefSeq, a predicted model, not a curated record